AUGCUCCGCACAACCCUCACCAAGACGGCUGCCUUCCGUCCCCUCCGCGCCGCAUUCAGCACCACCGCUCGCGCCAUGGGCGAAGGCGACACCGGCGCUCCCCCCAAGACCGGCGGCACAGGUGACGCCUUCCGACGCCGCGAAAAGGCCUCCGAGGACUACGCCAUCCGCCAGCGCGAAAAGGAAAAGCUGCUCGAGCUCAGGAAGAAGCUGACCGAGCAGCAGGAGCACCUCGAUCGUCUCGCCAAGCACAUUGACGAGAUUACCAAGGAGCAGGGCGGCGAGCAGAACUAA
Molecule: messenger RNA, 294 nt
Organism: Trichoderma citrinoviride
Lineage: Eukaryota; Fungi; Ascomycota; Sordariomycetes; Hypocreales; Hypocreaceae
Exons: 3
Coding region: 1-294 (97 amino acids)
Biological process (GO): negative regulation of ATP-dependent activity
Cellular component (GO): mitochondrion
Molecular function (GO): ATPase inhibitor activity
Source: RefSeq, a predicted model, not a curated record